Messenger RNA from Perca fluviatilis (European perch), 3966 nucleotides. It is a transcript of the gene fam163ba, whose product is annotated as family with sequence similarity 163 member B, genome duplicate a. The transcript has 4 exons. The record is from RefSeq and is a predicted model, not a curated record. Lineage: Eukaryota; Metazoa; Chordata; Actinopteri; Perciformes; Percidae. Bases 1148 to 1681 code for a protein of 177 amino acids.
CCAUCUCUCAGGCUGCAGACUCCGGGCUGCAUUCACUCACUGGGUCUGCAGGCACGAGCCACCUCUGAAUUCAAAGCGCAUUUGACUCGUCUCCGCGCAGCCCCGGACGUCGCUCUGCAGGAUUUAGCAAAUAUAACCUACGGAAAUCCAGCAGCCACCGUGCAUCAAAUAUACAGCUGUAGCCUAUAUUCCCUGAAACCAGCCAGCGGCAAACACUUUGUAGCCAGAGAGCGACUGACCGGCUUGCUUUUCGUCAAACAUGGGGCGCCGAGAGAGAAACCCACUGGAGGAAGAGAGGAGAUAGAUUAAUUGAUAGAGAGGAUAGAAAGGGAAGGGGGAGAGGGAAAAAAAAGCGUCGAUUGGCCGCGGAACCCGGAGCAGCACCACAACAAUAUCUGACCUCGACCUCCUCGGACGGUGGGAAACUGAUUGUUGAAAUGAAGAUGUCGAGAUUUUCCAUUAUCCCGUCUCCUCCUCCAACACACAUGCAUCUGAGGCUGAUGAUGAUAUUUGCGUAGGAGUGUGUUAUUUUGCGGGCAGCGUUGGUAAAGCAGUCUCUACUGUUCAAACAACUCCAGACAAGCGGUGGAUGGAACUGGGUUUGAGUGUGUGUCUGACACAUCUUUCCAGAGAUAGCAUUAUUAUUAUUAUUAUUAUUAUUAUUAUUAUUAUUAUUGGAGCUUUUUUGCGUCUUUGGAGUAUUUUCAGGUGUCUUUCUGCAAGUCUGGAAUUGGACAGAAAAUGUUUUUUCAUGCUAAUGACAAGAAUGUGUGAAAGUAGUCAGCAAAGAAUAGAAGAAUCUUUUGCAAAGGACGCAUAUGCUAUUUUGUCUUCUUUUUUUUAAAUUAACAACUAAAGAGGAUCAGGCCCAGCAGGGUUUAUUUGGACUCAAGUCGAGCUCCAUCUCUACUUCGAUAGCUGGCACUUCACUGUUUUGCUGAUUACUUAGCCGAGAUUGGGCGCUUUUUUUCUUUUUUGCUAUUGGUCUCUUUAUUCAGCGACUGAGGUCGACACAAACUACAACCAGCAGAGGUCGAUACCUGAGCUCCAAGGAGCCACCACUACCUUAGAUGUGACCCUGAGAAUUUCUCUUAUCUCUGAAGCCAAAGGAGCUGAGCAGACAAGGUGUUGAUGGAGAGCCAUUCGAAUGACAGCCGGGACAGUGGUCAUCACUGGUGGAAUUCUAGCUACAGUUAUAUUACUCCUUAUCAUCGCAGUACUGUGCUACUGUAGGCUGCAGUAUUAUUGCUGCAAGAAGGAAGAGUCCGAGUCGGAGGAGGAGGAGCCAGAUUUUGCGGUUACGUCCCGCCUUCCACCUGUCCACUCCAAUCACAACAUUGUGGCGGCGACAGCUGCCGCCUCCUCCAUCCCAAAUGGCCCCGCCCUUUUCCCCACCCCUCCACUGGCCAGGAAACUAACGCGCUCACAGACCUUCUGUCCAUCCUGUACACACUAUGAGCUGCCUUUCUACCUCCAGCCCCCCCCUCAGCCGCAAAUCCAUCAUCAACCAGAUGGGUUGAGGAACGGAGGUGACCGGAUCAUCUACCGAAGCGUCCAACAGCAGGAUCUGGACCUGCCAGUGCCUGUUAACAUUACAAACUACCGUAAACCAAACCUUGCCCGAUCAGUCACCAUGAGGGACAUGUUCACACGCAGCUGUAGCAUCAGCACUGAUGUUUAGCUGGGCGCGGUUGGAACUCUGUGUAAGUUUGUGCUUAAAUGAAUUGGGAUGGCCUAGGCCGGACUGGGCUUGAGUCAGACUGUGUUUUUGUCAUCUUGACCAGUUUAGUCAAGUCUAGUAUGGUAUGAUCUAGUCUAGUCUUGUUCUACUAAUCACCUCUUGCAGAAUGGAGGACUCAGAUGGCUCUCAGGACAGGAUUUUUAAAGGUACUAUGCUCAGGUCCAGGACUUUACACUUGGGCCAACAUAGAGUUUAAAGUAUUUAAAAAAAAUAAAAUAAAGUUAAAUUAUCAAUAACAUGAACUUCUUUUCGUUUUGUUUUGAAUAGCUCUUUUUUAACAAUAACAAUGGAAUUUGUUUCACAAUUUGAUAGAAUUUGUUUGGCCCUACUUCCUCUGGACUCUUCUACCAGUGGCCUGAAAAAUACACAGAUUCCCACCAUGUCAAAAUGACAUAACCGGCAGGGAUUUUCUCUCUGCCAUAGCUGCUACUGUACAAACAAAAUAUGAUUAGGAGAAGUCCAGUGAUUCCCUCUCCUAUGAUGGGAUGAUCUGUCUGUUCCUCCAUCCACAGAUUAUAGAGAUUAUAAAAUAUCACUCACCACCAGUGGAGGGAGGGGGAUGUCAUGUUUUAGCUGCCACCCACUGGCAGUUUAGAUAGACUUAACUUAGGCCAUAAUAUUUGGCAUAAAAGACAUAAAGGGCUCACAGAAGAUGAAAAUCCCUGCUUGUUUUCCACAUCCUUUCAUAGAGGUCUCCAGUUUGAUGGGAGGCUGGUUUCUCUGAGCAUCUGCUGACAACACAAAGUGUACAGUAUAUACUACACUUCAGCAGAGGCAGACCUCUGAGUUCUUGCAAGCAGGGUGGAUUAGGUGCCAAAGGGAGAUGGGAUCUUGCAUUUGUCUGCAUUUGUGAGACUGUGCUUGCAUGCAUGUGUGCGUGUGUGUAUAACUCGAUCAGUUGUUGCACCAGGAUUCUAAUUCCAUGCAGUCUGUCACCCCUAUGUAUACCAAACCUAGAGGUGGGUUGCAAUAACAUUUUAAACUUGUAAAGGGUGAAGGGAUUGUAUUAGUUUGCCACUUUACCAUUAAAUUCAUGCUAAUGCGAGAAUGACCCAACCAGAUGACGUGACAAAAUCUAUUUUGUAAAUGUUUCUUUUACUGAUCAAUACUAUAACACACUCAAGUUGUAGGUGGCAGUCAGAGGAGUAAAACGUUUUUACAGCAACACUUAACUUUAGAGUGUGAUGUUCAUUUUAGUUAUUCACUGAAGUUUAAUUUUGUGGACUCCUCAGUGCAUUCCUUUUGUCAUCUCUGAUUUGUUUUAUGGAAUUAUGGGCUAAAGAUGAAUUCACCUUUAAAGGCACAUCUAUAAAUAUUUAACAGGCCAUAGCGUACACUCCAGUGUCUCUCUUCUCUCGACUGGAUGGACUGAGGAAUAUUUGCUCUUCCUCUGAGGUACUCAGAGAGUUCCUUCCUGGGAUUGUUUUUAUUUUCUGCGCUUGGCUGGCCGGCCUGGCUGGAGGGCUGAUUUUCUGAGCGGAGGAACAGUGGCUGAGUUUUAUGGACACAGGACACACGUUAAAUGAAUGAAAUGAUUUACUGCUUGAUUUCAAGAAGAACUGCUUGUGGUUGUCUGAGGGGCUUGAAGCUGAUUGGAUUGUCCUUCUUGGACCUCCCCCCCUCUUAAAAUGGAUGGUAAAUGCUGUUGUACCCGUCUCUCUCUCUCUCUUUCUCUCUCUCUCUCUCUCUCUCUGUCUCUCUCUCUCGCUUUCUGUCUCUGUUGAUUUUAUCAGCAGUCAUGCUCAUUUAUAUUCCCAAAGGGUGAAACAGUGAGUGAUUUUGUUUUGAGUUUUUCCUCUUGUGACGUGCUUUCCUGCAAAUACACUACUACGACACACACACACACACACACACACACACACACACACACACACACACACACACACACACACACACACACACACACACACAGUUCUCAAUGCUAUGCUUUCCUUACUUUUUAAACAGAUGUGACAGUUGCAUAGGAAACUUUGUGCCAUAUAGAAUUAUGAGAGCAAUUUAUUAUUAUUAUUAUUAUUAUUAUUAUUAUUAUAUUAUUAUUAUUACAAGUGUAUAUUCAAAUGCAAUGUUGCUUUUCCCUACAGUAUUUGAAUUACUUGCUUUAUUUUAUGAUCCAGCUGGGUUUUUUAGACACAGUACAGUACAGCAGAAAUGUUUCUGUCCUUGUUUCUAAUAUAUAACUAACAGACACAUUGUUGCUAAUAAAAUUGUGUGAAAAUCCUUCA